AUGCCGCGAGCGACGCGCGCGCGUGCGGCGAAGGGCGCCCUGCGCGAGAAGACCGACGGCGAGACAAACGUGGUCUCCCCGUCGCCCGAUGCGAAAGCCGUUGGGGCGGUCAAGGCGGUCGCGGCGGCAGCGACGGACGCGGCUGAGGCUGUCGAAGAGGAGUGGUCCAUGGAGAGAGAGUUCCGGGAGAUUGACGAAGAAUUGGAUAAGCGAUGCGGGGAGAUCAUGAAGAACGCCGAGGACUUCGUGGUGAUGAUCCGCAAGCAACUCAAGAAGGAGAUCGUCAAGAUUCCCAAGAAGAUCCGAAGCAUGUCCCUGAAGGAAUUCUUCGAAAAGUACGGAGACGACCUCGGCGAGGAGAUGCUCACGGACGUCAAGGUCCGCCUCGGGCUCCUCCCGCCGGAUGCGGCAAGGUGCCUCGCGCCGCCGCCCGCCUCGCCCGCGAAGCCGGUUGGCGACGGCGAGACGAAUCCGGCGCCGAUGCCGCCCCCGCCGCCGAAAACCGCGCCCCCGCCGCCCGCCUCCACCGCGCCGAAGCCGCACGCGUCGAUGCCGCCCCCGCUCCCCGUGUUCAACGCCAAGGAUGCGGCGGGCGACGCGGCGGUGGCGGCGACUCCCGCGGGGAAGCGGGCCAAAACCGGCGGCCUCUCCGACGACGUCGGCGGUUCCUUCGCCGUGCCGAGCACUCCCAAGGGUGCGGGCGUCGCCGGAAUUACCCGUACCAACGCCGGGGGCCCGAAGAUCGCCGUCGCGCAGACCCCGGGCACGAAGCGACGGGUCAAGCGGGGGGAGAUGCUCUACUCCGCAAACGGGUCGCCGCUCGGAGCUGUGGACGGGGGAGCGUCCGAUGAAGAGUCCCCCGUCGUCGGCGCCGCGCCGCCGCCGUCGGCGGUGAAGAAGAUCACGAUGAGCGUCCGGAAGCGCGCGAGGGAGGAGGACGCGGCGCGAGGAGACGGGGGAACGGGAGGAAUGGGAGGAGGAGGCGAGGGCGUCGGCGGCGGGGAGGAUUUCGCCGGCUUGGUGAUUCAGACGGAUGACGGUUCGGAGAUUGACCUCGGCGCUCUCGACGCGGAUCCCGACAAGGAGGGCGCGGAGAAGGCGCUCGGGGUGCUCCAGAACCUGCAGGCGAACGUGGCGGCCAUGAUGGCCAAGCUGCAGGGCAAGCAGCAGCAGGAGUGAUGA
This is a messenger RNA of Micromonas commoda, 1182 nucleotides long. RefSeq lists its product with no specific name. The record is from RefSeq and is a predicted model, not a curated record. Lineage: Eukaryota; Viridiplantae; Chlorophyta; Mamiellophyceae; Mamiellales; Mamiellaceae. Bases 1 to 1179 code for a protein of 392 amino acids. The transcript has 3 exons.